This is a messenger RNA of Formica exsecta, 8441 nucleotides long. RefSeq names its product potassium voltage-gated channel subfamily H member 6 (gene sei). The record is from RefSeq and is a predicted model, not a curated record. Gene Ontology annotation, molecular function: inward rectifier potassium channel activity. NCBI's taxonomy places the organism in Eukaryota, Metazoa, Arthropoda, Insecta, Hymenoptera, Formicidae. The coding region runs from base 2539 to 6750 and encodes 1403 amino acids. The transcript is spliced from 24 exons. Gene Ontology annotation, biological process: potassium ion transmembrane transport; membrane repolarization during action potential. Gene Ontology annotation, cellular component: membrane.
GUGAGACAGAGAGAGAAAGAGACGUCGACCCGUCUCGCGCCUCCUCUCGCGCGAAUCAGUUCUCCGACCGAACACACGACGGCGACUUGCCAAACCGCGGGACUCCGGGUCUCCUAAAAGCGAUACGAGGGUAUCGCGUCGUCGCGACGUCGUCAUCGGCGACUGGAAAUUUUCGGGUUCUCGUAGAGACGUUGCGACUCUCGAGAGAUGCGUCGCGUGUGCACCGCGACGGGGUAAGAGGGAGAUAACGAGCACGCGGCGGAGCAACAGUGUUCGGCGACCUUCCUCUGGAGUGCGCCGGCCGGAGAGACGGUGAUAGGGGGCAAGUCAGGUGUCUCCACGGUAGAGGAUCCCGUGAGAGGGUCGCGAGGUCAGCGAGAGGGCAUCGUAUCUCCUGCGAUUCGGUCUGCGUGAAGGCGUGGUGGGUCACGUUCGCGUGUGACAGCGCACGGAGAUAACGCGCUUCCGUAAACACGUGAAGGAGCCAUGGGAUUGAUAGUGAGAAACCAAUCGCGAGAUGAUGCGCUGAUGAAUCGAGAGAUAGAUAUCUAAUCGAGUAAGAUAGAUUAGCGAUAAAAUCGAAUACGCGAACGAAGAGGAGAGAAAUAGAGUAUAAAGGACGGUAUUUUUUCGCGAAUUAUAUUAUGUGUUAUCCGAAAAUCUCGGUGAAUUUUCCAACGGCAUCCUCCGUAACGAUCUGAUCUCGACGCGUGCAUAUACGUCGAUCGUUCGCGAGAAGCGUCGCAUGCGGCGGAUUUUUUACGGACCUCGACGUGGCUACGCGAGCCGAGGAAUACCCCGAGAGAUUAGACCGCGACAAAGGCGGUAGUCGGGCAUGGUCGCGGAGGAUGAGGAAGAAAUACAAAAAUAGCUGUCCCCGUGGUUGACCGGAGAUGCACAGCUGACCAGCCGCGUCAGAGAGCGAGAGAACGUGAGAGAAAGAGAGAGAGAGAGAGAGAGAAACAGAAAGAGAGAGAGAGAGUGAGAGAACGAGCGAGAACCCCGACGUUCGAUUAGCAUCGGCGAGUGUCACGACUUCGCGUCGGGACGACCAGACCGGGAAAAUCGAUUCGAUCGCGGUGUUUCGCGUAAACGCUUCGACUGCAAACACACCACGUGCCUUCACCGUCGUCGUGAACAGCUCUACUCUAUCCUGGGCGUCGCGACGCCCAUCCCCACUCGCACGGCCGUCUCGACUCAUCGCGCGAAAUCGAGCCGUUUCCGACGAAUUCGUCUCUUUCUUUCGUUCGUGGACCGAGCGAUUCAACAACGACGUCGUGGAGAUGUCCGAGUCAUGCGCCUCACCGAGACGUCCACGCUCCGCGAUUUCGUCUAUUGUGAAGUCUGACCUCGAUCCCGUCAGGUCCAGCGAGAUCCGCGAGCAUCGCCGAGGAGUGCCUGCGGUCAGGAAGAACGCGAACAUCCCGAGGAUCGAAGCCACGAGGUUGUUGACCCGCCGCAUCGCGACGCCGUCGCGUCAAUAUUUUUCGGCUAUAUCGGGUCGCUCGAUCGUCAAUUGAGAGUCACGAGGAUUCGAUGCGCGUGUCAGCUGUGAACGACGAUCGACGCGAUAUGAGACUUUGUCGACGAGAGAGGAGGAAUCGCGUCGAGGACGGACGUUACCGUUGGCGAGCGACGUUGGAGGCAUCGUCGUAGCUCUACCUAAAUCGUCGACGACGAUUACGCGACCAUCCGUGGAGGCCGACCGUCAGUCCAGUGGAAAUCGCGAAAACGCCGGCCGCGAGAGAGAGAUCCGUAUAAUCCACGCUAUAAAUAGAUGUUCUUUUCGCGUGGAUCCCGUCUCUUGAAGAGCACACACGCGCCACGGCAUCCAUCACGGCAGUGACAACGCGUGCACGUGCGACACGUAUGUCGAACGUUCGACAAGGUGGUACCGACCUUCCCCCCGGAUCGACGGCAGAAGGCCGUAUCGUCGUGACGUCCUGAAGCUAAAGAUCUUAGACAGAUAUCUAGAUAAAGACGAGAACUCUGGGUCCAAACGAACGUGGCGUCGAGCCUUUCGCAAACGUAGUCGCGCUCUUCGAUAGAGUCUUAAUCGUGACGUAUCGAUAUCGCGAAGACGAACAAGACCAAGAACAACGACCACCUAUCUCGGUGCUCCUGGCGGACGAAUAGACGCGAGAUAAGAGCACCUACAGGGAGACAACAGAUCUCUUUCUCGCACUGCCUUUUCGUAUCCGCUAAGAAGCCUGAGACAAGCAGAUGAGAUGCAUCGCUGAUUUACGCCCGCGAUCAUCUCGUCUGAUUAUAGCAACGAAAAUCUCUUUCUUUUCCUUAUCCUCGUUAAGUCAAGUCGCGUUACGUUACACUAUCUUACGGCUGAUCACUAUGCUCAACUCGUGCUGUGCUUUUUUCUACCGUGCUCGUGCAUUGUUUGCCGCGAGUGUUUUUUCCUAGUGCUUUAGUAAUUAUCGCGCGAUACAUUAGGGAUAGGGCCCGAGAUUGCGCCCUAACGUCACACGGUCAAAAAACGCGGAAGUCUCGGCUGUCCAGAUACCCGAAAAUCCUGUUCCUGAGAUGCCUGUUAGACGAGGUCACGUGGCGCCCAGAACUACGAUCAUCGAGACCAUCAUCCGAAAGUUCGAUACGCACGAUCGAAGCUUUUUAGUGGCGAAUGCGCAACAGGGACUAUGCCACAUUAUCUACUGCUCGGACGGUUUCUGCCGGCUGACGGGCUUCUCAAGGGCCGAGGUGAUGCAGCGUCCGGCGGUCUGCGACUUCCUACAUGGACCAAUGACGUCACCGCACGCGGUCGCGGCCCUGCGAGACGCCCUCGCCGCUGGCGUCGAAAAGCACUUCGAGAUCCUUUACUACAGAAAGGACGGAACCAAGUUCCUCUGCAGCGAGGUGAUAGCGCUAAUAAGGAGCGAGGUGGACGACAUUUGCCUACAAAUCAUAAACUUCGAGGACCUGAGCUCGCAGCCGCCGCCGCAGCCCGCGAUCCCGCCGCCGAGUCAGGCCAACAACAGGCUCGCGACACGCUUCGACAGGGCAAGGGCGUCCUUCCGAGCUGGCUUGUCGAGGACCGGUGUCGUUGGUCCACCAAGGGUCCGGAAUCGACCGCGCACGGCGGCUAAUCUGCCUCAUCGACUCGCUGACGGGACCAUCCUCGACGAGGACGCUUCUGAGAACUGCCCGUUAACAUGUGGCUCGCCCACGAUGAUGGAAUCUUGGGGUCUUGGGAGGACCGGCACGCCACCGCCGGGUCUGCCGCCCCCAUUGUCGGCGGGGAGCAACAACAAUGGUGGCGCAACAACAUCGGCGAUUAUCCCGAGUGUCAUACCGCAGCCCGGCACAACCGCUCCCAUCGCCAGUCCCGAGGGAGUGAGCGAUGUCUCGCAAAAGUCGGGAAUCUGGGAGGGCGCAAAUUCGUCGUCGGGGGGCGCCGCGGAGGGCCCCUCGCGGAGUGUUUCUCACGCAGCGAGUUUGGACGCGAUCUCGAAGAGAGCCGUGAAACCGGAAACGGCGAGGGCGCCUUGUCGCAGCCUCACCUGCAGCGUCUUAGCGGGCCGAGGGAGCGAACACGUCACCCUCGAGCGACGACCAGCCACAGUCGAUAAUCUAGCUGAAGCAGCGAAACAUUCGAAAAUCUUUCCUGGCGUUGCUUCUGAAAGCGAUCUGCAGAAAUGGCGAAUGUCCAAGGACCGGAAAUCGCCAUCUCUCAGUCAGAUGGGACAGGAUUCCAUCAAACACAAAUUUUCCUUACAAGACAAUGGAUCUGCAAAGUAUUUUCAAGGAGCGAUGCACACACCGAAUAUGGGAGAAAAAGUCGCUCAGGUUCUGUCCCUCGGAGCAGACGUCCUCCCAGAGUACAAAUUACAGUCCCCCAGAAUCCACAAGUGGACCAUAUUACACUAUUCGCCAUUCAAGGCAGUCUGGGAUUGGAUUAUAUUGCUGCUCGUGAUGUACACCGCCAUAUUUACGCCGUACGUCGCCGCUUUCGUUCUGUCGGAUCCGGAUUAUAACAGCAGGAAGAACAAAAAGUACAGCGACGACCCCAUCGUCAUCAUAGACUUUAUAGUCGACGUCACCUUCAUCGUGGACAUCAUUAUAAAUUUUCGCACGACGUUCGUCAACAGCAACGAUGAAGUGGUGUCCCAUCCUGGAAAGAUAGCCGUCCAUUACCUGAAGGGUUGGUUCAUCAUCGACCUGGUGGCCGCCAUUCCCUUCGAUCUCCUACUCGUCGGCUCGGAUACUGACGAGCUCGGCUUGGACAAGGACGAGACGACGACGCUGAUCGGACUCUUGAAGACGGCCCGUCUGCUGCGUCUCGUCAGGGUAGCCAGAAAGAUCGAUAGAUACAGCGAGUACGGAGCUGCGGUUUUGUUGCUCUUAAUGGCCACCUUUGCCCUCAUUGCUCAUUGGAUGGCGUGCAUAUGGUACGCCAUAGGAAACGCCGAGAGACCAACCCUGAAGAGUAAGGUUGGUUGGCUGGAUAUUUUAGCCAACGACACGCAUCAGUUUUACUUUCACAAUAACACUGGUGGACCGAGUAUAAAAAGUCGCUACAUCACGGCGCUGUAUUUUACCUUCAGUAGUCUUACGUCCGUAGGCUUUGGAAACGUGGCGCCCAAUACCGACGCCGAGAAGAUCUUUACAAUAGUCGUCAUGUUGAUCGGAUCUCUGAUGUACGCUAGCAUCUUCGGUAAUGUAUCGGCGAUCAUUCAGAGGUUGUACAGCGGCACAGCCCGGUAUCACACGCAGAUGCUCCGAGUUAGGGAAUUCAUAAGGUUCCAUCAGAUUCCGAAUCCCCUUCGCCAGCGAUUGGAGGAGUACUUUCAACACGCGUGGACCUAUACGAACGGCAUUGACAUGAAUAGUGUUCUGAAAGGAUUCCCCGAGUGCCUUCAGGCUGACAUCUGUCUUCAUCUCAAUAGGAAUCUUUUAAACAAUUGCCGAGCCUUCGAGGGGGCUAGUCCAGGUUGUUUAAGGGCAUUAUCCUUAAAGUUUAAGACGACGCAUGCGCCGCCUGGUGACACUUUAGUUCAUCGGGGGGACGUAUUGACCUCCCUGUAUUUUAUAUCCCGCGGGAGUAUCGAGAUACUGAAGGACGACAUCGUGAUGGCCAUUCUGGGCAAGGACGAUAUAUUCGGCGAGAAUCCGUGCAUUUAUCCGACGGUCGGAAAAUCGUCCUGUAACGUUCGCGCCCUUACUUAUUGCGAUCUUCAUAAAAUCCACCGGGACGAUCUGCUUGAUGUUCUGGCGCUUUAUCCAGAGUUCUCCAACCAUUUUAGCCAAAAUCUUGAGAUUACUUUCAAUAUGCGAGACGAGGAGCAGGCUGGUGUCGAUCCAAUAUCAGCAAGGUUUCCUAUCAGCACUCCUACCGACGUCGAUAUCGACGCCAGGAGAUUCGCUUUCCGUCCACCAAGAUAUCGUCGAGGACCCGGCGGUCCUGGCACAAAUCUUAUUCCCACAGGUCAACAAGACUCGUUGCAAGAUGAUCAAGAUGACUAUGAUAAAGGCAGCGGCCAUGGUAUCUUAGAGUUCAGCACGGACAAAGCCGGUCAGGAUGUAACGCCGUUAAAUCUGGAAUUCGACGAGCCCAAGCAGAGGAGCUCGACCUUAAACUCGAUAACUGGCAUGCUAACCCAUCUCAAGCGCAGCAUACCGGAUCUACGUCAGCACAAGAUUCACCUGCAGCCGCUUACCAGCCACGAUUAUCUCGCCAAGCAAAUAACUACGCCGCUGACGAAACCAGCGCGCCGGAGUUCCGCCGCUGGCGAGAGUAGCCUCAGUCAAAACGUCGUUCAUCCCACUUCGACAACGUCGAGCCACUACACCACACCAUCGCCCCCGCAGCAUCCUCAUUCCCAUGGCGACUUCCAGAGCGGCCCGGGUCGGCCCGUGGAGGAGAUCAACGCCAGGAUCGAUCUGCUGUCGCGACAGGUGUCCUCGCUGGAGCACUCGAUGGCCGGUGACAUCAGAUUGAUCUUGAGCUUGCUCCAGCAGACACUCAACUCGUCCAGGGAGAGCUCCAGCAUCGAGAUGAUGCCGGGGGCUGGCGCGAGACAGAGUAGCCGGGCACCGGCGUUGGUCCAGAGAUCGGCGAGCGAACCGCAACCACCAACAGUCCCGGCGAGCAACGGAAACGGGAAGAUUCAGCCCAGCACGUCGCACGGAUUGUUCAGUAGACCUCCCACGAGGGAGCCGACCUCUACGUCAUCGGGCACGUCGCGGCUGACCGUCACGUCAGAGGCGUCCGCACUUGCAACGGCAUUACAGACGGCCCUUAACAAUCGCACCGGGCCCACGAGGUCGCAGAGCCAACCGGUUGAUCUGGCCGUACCAACCAGCACGCAACAGCAGGCCCACGCUUGGCACAGUCAGCCCGCCGCCUUAAGAAGGGGUGAAUACCGGAGUGGCGUGUCCUGCGACAGAUACAGCUCGUUCAAUAAACGAUCGGAACCGGAGGGCGAGGAUCCCUGGAGCUGCGUGGUGUCGGAGGAACGUGGAGGCGGUGCAGGCCAGCGUCCUCGAAGCGGCGACUCACGCAAGGAUCCGUCGAACCAUCGCGGCGGCAACGGCACCGAGACCGCGUCGGGGCAACAGGGUCGAUCGGAGAGCAGACAACAGGAAGGCGGUGGCAGGGGACAGCAGGCGAGCGGUUCGCGACAGCAGGAGUCCUCGAGGCAGACCAGCGACGAUAUGUCAUGGGAGUUCACGAUAAACGAGGCGCCGAUCGCCAGGCUCGAAUCGCUGGACGAGCUCGAUCAGGAUCACGGUAGUUAAGGGGGAAGUGCGGGAGAAGGGGGGAAAAAAAUGUCCUGUCAGCCGGGAGCUACGACAUCGCCGUGAGGAUCGGCCUCCUCGUCCCAAGGGGACGCGGAAAGUCGCGACGAGGAGAAGCGCAACUGAGGGCCGUUUGAUUCCUCUCUUGAGGAAAUCUCGUUUUUAAUCCGAUCGACAACGUAGUCAACGCGACGCUACGCUUAUCUCGAAGUUAAAUCAUCUACAGCUGAGCCGCGAGCAAUGUAAAGCGACGCCUGCAGGUCAACUUUAGAGCGUGUAAUGUUGAAGGAAGCGUAGAGGGUUGAAAGUAGGAAUCCCCAUUUGUUAAUAAUUUGUUUACAUUAAAGAUAAAAAAAUUAAAAAGGAUAAUAUAGCGAGUUGAAGCAUAAGAAAGGCUAUCUGUACAUCGACAUAAUUUUUUAAACUUUUUAUUCGAAUUAUGAUGUAAAGAAUGUAAGAUACUCUUGUAAUAAUAAUAUUUCACGAAUAUGAGAAUUACGAGAGUAUGAUAAUAAAAAAGUUUUGAAAAAUUAUAUUAAAAAAUCGUAGAAACUUGACAUUUUUUAAAAAUAAAUAUUAAAAUAUUUUAUGCUUCCUCCAGUUACAUACGCUCUAGAACAUCAACGGACCUGUAAGCGUGAACAUUAUGUUUUUGUACUCGAAACAGCGAGAGCAUCGACUGUGAAAUGUACAUUUUCGUAAUGUGAAUGUACCUUUUUUUUUUAUUUGCCAAGAGUAUCUCUCGCAUUAUACCGACAUGUAACGGCCGUCACAUGUCUCGUUUCGCUCUGCUAAUUCGGAUUAAACGGUCGCUUGUUAAAAAUCAUCGUACGAUUUAGGCUCUUGAAACAUUCGGCUUCAGGUCGACGAGCGCUUGUCUCUUCGGGAUUCCCGACAGCAAUUCGAUAUUCGUUUCUUCAUAUCGAUUUUUUACGCGUCGAGAAGAGAAGCAAACGAAAGAAAUACACCGUAUUCGCCAAUUAGACGCCAAUUAUUUUACUCACACAGGAUCGCAAAUAAUUAUUUAUAUAUAUUUACACGUUGACACACUCGUACGCGCUGUAUAUCAUAAGAUAGGCACGUUAAAGGCGAAAGAGAUGCAUUGAAAGUACGUUGGAAUCGCGGAGAUUUUGACGGAGGACGAAAUCGCGAACCAAGUGUUUCGUCUUGCGCGAGAUUAAACAGUCGCAGAAAAAAAAAAAAAAGAAAAAGAAAUAUCUAACCCGUUAGAUAUCGCAUAGAUAUUCCCACGACGAAAUAUGGCCGGAUACGAAAAGUACGCGAUGAUUAAAAGUAUGUUGAGAAAAAUGAUCGUUUUAGAGCUGAUUUAUUUUAUCGCGCGAAAUAUUUUGGUAGCCUUCGCGAUUCGCAUUCUCGCCACAUUUCAAUGUUAAAUCGCGAUAAGAAACGCGACACUUUUGGAUCGAUAUCCGUUUGUUGGAAAGAACGAAAGAGCGAAAAGUAGUUUUCGAGCGAAUUAGUCGCGAUUUCUGGCGGGUUAAUUAAUUAAGACGAUCGUUAGGGCACCUUCCUUUUUUAUUCUUGCUUAUAUAGGCAACGUUAGACGACGGUAUUAAGGUAACGAUACUUAAGACAAGUUUCUCGCAAUGUCGAAAGGUAUUAUCGCAUAGUAAUUUAAGCCGGUUAAACAUCGCUGGAACACAAAGAAACAAUUUUUCUUUUUUUUUUCA